Messenger RNA from Scomber japonicus (chub mackerel), 2571 nucleotides. It is a transcript of the gene p4ha1a, whose product is annotated as prolyl 4-hydroxylase, alpha polypeptide I a. Gene Ontology annotation, biological process: peptidyl-proline hydroxylation to 4-hydroxy-L-proline. Gene Ontology annotation, cellular component: endoplasmic reticulum. Gene Ontology annotation, molecular function: procollagen-proline 4-dioxygenase activity; L-ascorbic acid binding; iron ion binding. The transcript is spliced from 15 exons. The coding region runs from base 110 to 1714 and encodes 534 amino acids. NCBI's taxonomy places the organism in Eukaryota, Metazoa, Chordata, Actinopteri, Scombriformes, Scombridae. The record is from RefSeq and is a predicted model, not a curated record.
UCUGCAGCAGCUUUGGAGGAUUUUUGGAUGUUUUUUGGGACUUAUUUGUCACCCAGACUCCUGAUUUCCUGUUUUUUCGCGGCUCCAGCUGGGAGUAAAAGACGGCUGGAUGGCUGUCUGCUGGUGGCUGUUGAUCCUCUUCACUUCCUCCUCGGCUCACAGUGACUUCUUCACCUCCAUCGGUCACAUGACUGACCUGCUGUCCACAGAGAAGGACUUGGUCUCCUCCCUGAAGGAUUACAUCAGAGCCGAGGAGACCAAGCUGGAGCAGAUCAAACAAUGGGCUGAGAAGCUGGACGUCCUCUCAGCAGCAGCCUCUCAGGACCCUGAAGGUUUUCUGGGUCAUCCUGUAAACGCCUUCAAACUGAUGAAGAGACUCAACACAGAGUGGGGAGACCUGGAGAGCCUGGUGCUCACUGACAUGUCUGAUGUGUUCAUCUCCAACCUCACCGUGCAGAGGCAGCACUUCCCCAACGAUGACGACCAGAUCGGAGCCGCCAAAGCUCUGAUACGCCUGCAGGACACGUACAAGCUGGACACCGACGUCAUGGCCAGCGGACGCCUGCCAGGCGCUCCCUCGGCCGUCUCUCUCCACAGCUCUCUGUCGGUGGACGACUGCUACGACCUCGGUAAGGUGGCGUACUCGGAGGCCGACUACCACCACACGGAGCUGUGGAUGACUCAGGCGCUGACGCAGCUGGACCGCGGCGAAGCGUCCGUCGCCGUGGAUACCGUCACCAUCCUGGACUACCUGAGCUACUCCGUCUACCAGCAGGGGGCGCUGGAGAGAGCGCUGGAGUUCACCAGGAGGCUGCUGGAGCUCGACCCGGCCCACCAGAGAGCCAACGGGAACCUGAAGUACUUCGAGUACCAGCUGGAGAAACAGAGGAAGGCGGAGCGGAGCGACGGCGAGGCGAAGCAGACGAGAGAAGCACGGAGUCAACCUGACGAUUAUCUUCCUGAGAGGAGAACGUACGAACAGCUGUGCAGAGGAGAAGGGAUCAGGAUGACCCCCCGCAGGCAGAGCCGCCUCUUCUGCCGUUACUAUGACAACAACCGCCACCCGAGGUACGUGAUUGGUCCGGUGAGGCAGGAGGACGAGUGGGACCGCCCCCACAUCGUCCGCUAUCACGACAUCGUGACGGACACAGAGAUCGAGAAAGUCAAAGAGCUCGCCAAACCCAGGCUGCGUCGAGCCACCAUCUCCAACCCUGUAACCGGUGUGCUGGAGACGGCCCACUACCGCAUCAGCAAGAGCGCUUGGCUCGGAGCGUACGAGCAUCCAGUCGUCGAUCAGAUCAACCAGAGGAUCCAGGACAUCACCGGCCUGGACGUCAGCACCGCAGAGGACCUGCAGGUGGCGAACUACGGCGUCGGAGGACAGUAUGAACCACACUUUGAUUUUGGACGGAAAGACGAACCCGACGCGUUUGAAGAGUUGGGGACAGGAAACAGAAUCGCUACCUGGCUGCUUUACAUGAGUGAUGUGCAGGCAGGGGGCGCCACUGUCUUCACUGAUAUAGGAGCGUCUGUGUGGCCCAUAAAGGGGACCGCCGUGUUCUGGUUCAAUCUGUAUCCCAGCGGAGAAGGAGACUAUCGGACCAGACACGCUGCCUGUCCGGUUCUGGUUGGAAACAAGUGGGUAUCUAAUAAAUGGAUCCAUGAGCGAGGGCAGGAGUUCAGGAGACGCUGCAGCCUUCUGGAGAGCGAAUGACCUCCUCCUCCUCCUCCCUCUUCCUCCUCCUCCCUCUUCCUCCUCUUCAGGCAGGCUGCUGAGUCUGCGGCUGCACAUGUGAUCUGAUGCUUUUAUUUUUAUCUGAAGACUGUGUGUGUGUGUGUGUGUGUGUGUGUGUGCAUGUGUGUGUGCGUGUGUGUGUGUGCCUUUAUAUCUGCAGCACUGGUCUCAUUUUAAAGUGAACAUUGUCACACAUGAGUAUUUAAAACAGAUGAGCUGGUGGAUGAAUCCGUCCCGUGUCUGGUCUGAUGUGUUAAAGUCCGUCACUGGUUUUAAACACUCCGCUCUAUCAUACUCCCGUUACCAUGACGACUGCUACAGCCUCUUUAACCGCCUUUAACUUUUUUUUUUUUUUGGUUUUCUUUAACGUUAUUAUAUCCGUUGCUCGUUACACUGUGUUACCUUCUGCCUUUAACGCACACGCACACUGGUCAUUAUCACACUGCUGUGAUCUCAUGAGAAUCUGGUGACUUCUUGACCUCUGCUGUAGCGCCCCCCGCAGGUCAAGAUGCUCACUUUGGUGAACUCUUGAUCUCGGCUAUAGCGCCCCCCGCAGGUCAAGAUGCUCACUUUGGUGAACUCUUGAUCUCGGCUGUAGCGCCCCCCGCAGGUCAAGAUGCUCGCCUUGGUGAACUCUUGAUCUCGGCUGUAGCGCCCCCCGCAGGUCAAGAUGCUCGCCUUGGUGAACUCUUGAUCUCUCCUGUAGCGCCCCCCGCAGGUCAAGAUGCUCGCCUUGGUGAACUCUUGAUCUCGGCUAUAGCGCCCCCCGCAGGUCAAGAUGCUCCCCUUGGUGAACUCUUGAUCUCGGCUGUAGCGCCACCCGCAGGUCAAGAUGC